CCGAAUAAAUUACAGAAGAGCGUUAUUGAGGCAUCGUGCAACGGUCGUCGCCCGUAUAUCAUUUGCCCCAUUUUUGGUGAGAUGCCAAAUUGGAUGAGCUACAGGGGAGAAGGAUGCCCAUUGACAUUCCAUAUACCUCCAGUCUUCCAAGGCUUAGUUGUUUGGGUUGCCCGUCGACCAGUUGAGAAGGAUGAUCGUUAUGGCUUCAACACUGACAUUAUUAUUAUUAUAAGAAAUAAAAGCAACGGACUUCAAUUGUUUGAAGAUAACCGAACACUAACACCUGACGGAUGGAUAAGAUACAUAAAUAGAAGUGAAAUGGCAAUGGAAGAUUACUGUGGAGAUGACGACUUGGAACUAUACAUUUCUUAUGACGAAUUGCACAUCAUUAAAGAAUGUGGGGUCCAUGUGAUCGCAGGGAAGUCGGAUUCAUUUGAAGAGUCAGAAGUGAAAAGAGAUGCAGUGAUGCCUUCACCACCACCAUAUCAUCUGCUUCAUCAUCCCCAUUGUGGUUCAAUUACAGCAUCUACACCUAAGCAAUGGAGUGACUAUUUAUUUGCGAAGCUGCAAGGACAUGGCCUCGCUUUAACGUUUUAUGGGGAAAAAAUACUUGAAUUUGUGUGAGAGGACAAGAUCAUUUUAUGGAGAAAUGUUUGAAGUUACUCUAAAACAAUAUGGUAUUUUUGUCUGAUAAGUUGAUAUGUAUUUGAAGUUCAUUUUCUAAACUUGAAAGUUCCAUUGGAUGUUCUUUGAAAUCUUUUCCAUCCUAUUUGAAAUUGGACAGCCUAGUUGUUAUUAUUCAUGAUGUAAUUUAUAUUUUCAAGUUAUAACUUUUGAUUAAUAUUGUUUCAUUUUUUUCCUCACUUUUUUUAUGUAUUCUCCAAAAGAUGAAAAUCAUUGAUCUUAGUUAGAAAAAAUUGGUUUUUUAGGAA
This is a messenger RNA of Populus euphratica (Euphrates poplar), 932 nucleotides long. RefSeq lists its product as uncharacterized. The record is from RefSeq and is a predicted model, not a curated record. The transcript is spliced from 3 exons. The coding region runs from base 82 to 624 and encodes 180 amino acids. NCBI's taxonomy places the organism in Eukaryota, Viridiplantae, Streptophyta, Magnoliopsida, Malpighiales, Salicaceae.